Messenger RNA from Solea senegalensis (Senegalese sole), 3218 nucleotides. Its product is annotated as phosphoribosyl pyrophosphate synthase-associated protein 1. Gene Ontology annotation, cellular component: ribose phosphate diphosphokinase complex; cytoplasm. NCBI's taxonomy places the organism in Eukaryota, Metazoa, Chordata, Actinopteri, Pleuronectiformes, Soleidae. The transcript has 11 exons. Bases 493 to 1605 code for a protein of 370 amino acids. Gene Ontology annotation, molecular function: magnesium ion binding; ribose phosphate diphosphokinase activity. The record is from RefSeq and is a predicted model, not a curated record. Gene Ontology annotation, biological process: 5-phosphoribose 1-diphosphate biosynthetic process; purine nucleotide biosynthetic process.
UACAGACAAUUAGCAGCAUUCCCAGCUCAUCUUUCUGUUUUACUAUUGUGAUUUUAUUAUUGCGGCCUGUCAAAAUGGCUGCUGUGCAAAUGUCCUAUUUCUAGACCAUCCAUGACAGAGACCUAUUUGGUCUGCAAAAGUGCAGCCGGCGUUGUUGACCCAACGAGGACACCGUACCUCUCAAUAUGUGUAUACAGUUGUUAGGCUCCAACUGUGCAACCUGAGUGGCAGGUGUCAGUCGAACCGCUGGAUACGUUUGCUGACUGACGAGCAAAAGGAUUUUUUUAUUUUGUUUAUUUUGUGGCUAUGCUGUAGCUUAGUUUGUGUCGCACACAGAGGCUCGUUUUGUAUUAUUUUAGCUUCGCUCACAGUCACGGACAGGCUAGUGUGGCACAGGUGGCUAGCUGGUAAGCUAACGACAACGUCGCACGCACGCGGAGAAUCGCUUACACGUACGCUGCUGUCGGCGACCGUCACACCAGGAGAGCCACGAUGAAUGUCGCUAAAAGUGGUUAUCGCGUCUUCUCCGCAAACUCGUCCGUAGCCUGCACUGAACUAGCCAAGAAGAUAACAGAGAGGCUGGGAGUUGAGCUGGGGAAGUCCGUGGUAUACCAGGAAUCAAACCGAGAGACGAGAGUGGAUGUUAAAGAAUCUGUUCGUGGCCAAACUAUUUUCAUCAUUCAGACAAUACCAAGAGAUGUCAACACAGCCAUCAUGGAGCUGCUGGUCAUGGCCUAUGCCCUCAAGACGUCUUGCGCAAAGAACAUCAUUGGGGUUAUUCCUUACUUCCCCUACAGCAAGCAGUGCAAGAUGAGAAAGAGAGGCUCAAUCGUGUGCAAGCUGUUAGCUUCAAUGUUAGCUAAAGCAGGUUUAACACACAUCAUUACCAUGGACCUGCAUCAGAAGGAGAUCCAAGGCUUCUUUGGCUUUCCUGUUGACAACCUGCGUGCCUCUCCUUUUUUGAUUCAGUACAUCCAGGAAGAGAUUCCUGAUUACCGAAAUGCCAUUAUUGUAGCAAAGUCCCCAGCAGCAGCUAAAAGGGCUCAGUCUUAUGCAGAGCGCCUGCGUUUGGGUCUUGCUGUGAUUCACGGUGAGGCGCAGUGUUCAGAAUCUGACAUGGCUGAUGGAAGACACUCGCCACCAUGUGUACGCAACACCUCGGGACACACAGGAUUGGAACUGCCUUCAGGCAAACAACAAGCCCCGUUCCCUGGCAUAGAGCUCCCAAUAAUGAUGGCCAAGGAGAAACCUCCCAUUACUGUAGUCGGAGACGUGGGAGGGAGAAUUGCCAUCAUUGUGGAUGACAUUAUAGAUGAUGUAGGAGAUUUUGUUGCCGCUGCAGAGAUCCUGAAAGAAAGAGGGGCCUAUAAAAUUUAUAUCAUGGCCACACAUGGUUUACUCUCUGCUGACGCUCCACGCCUCAUAGAGGAAUCUGCCAUCGACGAGGUGGUGGUGACAAACACUGUGCCCCAUGAAGUACAGAAGCUCCAGUGUCCCAAAAUCAAGACGGUGGACGUCAGCAUGAUUCUGGCAGAGGCAAUCCGCCGCAUCCACAACGGAGAGUCCAUGGCCUACUUGUUCCGCAACAUCACUGUGGAUGACUAGAGCGUCUCCAACGCUAAAUGAGGGCUGAGGUGGGUCGGAUAAGUACUGAGGGCAGGUGCACUUCUUCCCUGUCCGCUAACAACAUACUAAUGCCAUAUUUCAUAUGAUGUCUAUUAUUGACUAUUGACACAUGUAUUCUACUCACUUACAAGAAAUUGAAAUGUACUAAUUUAUCUCACGAAAGCUUGUGAAAAAUGUGUUUCUAUUGUUAGGUUGGGAAAUGCCCCUUUACGGUGUAAGAUAAAAUAGUACUCAAUGAGUGCACAUCUCCACCAAGGCUGCUCAGUUUCCCUACAGUGUCAAUACACUCCUCUAUGUCACAAGGUUAACCAUCGUUUUUAAAUAAAAUCCGGAAUCUGUAUCUGGAUUGUCACCAAAAUCAAAUAAUGUCAUCAAAUUUCAACCGUGACUUUGAUUUCUGCUCCUCACAGACAGAGAGACAGAAUAACACUUGAGCUUUGAUGCGUUCAUUCAUAUGCUGAAGCUUUUGUUCUUGAACUGAUUGAAAGACACUUUGUCAUAAUCUGUUGUACCUCAUGUUUAAUUUAACGACUGAAUUUCGUCUGCGAAUAUUGAAAUGACAAGUUGUCUCGAGUAACGGAACUUUAAACGCUUUAAACCAGUUUCCCAGUGCUCACGCUGCACCAGGGCCGUGCAGCGCUGUGAUUACAUGCAUUUAAUGGGAUGUGUUGUUGCUGAUUACAAAGAUGAGUCACUGGUGCCCAAACUACUGUAUAUUUGUAUGUUUUUGUGGUAACCUACUGUAAAAUUCCUAAUGUGGCAUACAAAUGAGUCCAUUCAUAUUGCAUUCAUAAUAGAUUCCUGCUGUUACCACAGUGCAGUUGAGGUGGAGCAAACACUCCAUUUCAUACUAAAAGCGUAAAACGUGUGUAAAAUAUCGAACCACAUAAUUUGACCAUCCCAAAUAAAAUUCACUCCCAUCAUAUUGUGGUUGCAGCAGAACAUAAAUGUGGAUGGCUACAUUUAACUGGCAUUUAAUACGUAUGUUUUGUUUUGUUCAGUAAUUGGCUGAAGUGACCCGUUAAUGUGCUAGAAUUCUUUCGACUGAAGAUCCAUGUAGGAGUCUGCACUGUUUUUCUCAACAUUAGCACCUUUCUGUGCCCUCUGAGGAAAUGUCGGCGUGAAGCUCAAGGGUAAAUUUAGUGCAUGUUUCUGCUGAUUGACCCUUUUGCUCAGGGAAAUGUGCUUUACAAGCCAAUGCGUAAUUUAUUUAGUUGUUUUGCAUUCUUGUCGAGGAUUAAAAACUGUUUGUUGAGAUGGCCUUCCUUACAGCUGUACUGUACACGUUUGCUUUUUUACCAUUAGUUUAAUUUUUGCUAUAGACACUGGAAUCCUUCUGAAGUGCUCAUCGGUUGGUGUUUGACAGCUCAAGUUGCACACUCCGGGCAUCUGUAGGCACAAAGUUUGACUUUGUCUGUAUAAAAUGGUGAAUUCCAGCUCAUGUUUUAUAUGUCCUUAGCCCUUUGACUCCUUUGUAUGUCCUUUUCUUCUGUCGUAUCUGUAAUGUGAAGGAUGUAAAGACAACGGCCCUCUGUCUGCCUCUACAGUGUUUGCCCGUGUCUAUGAAAAUAAAACACGUCUUCACUGUUUAA